Betta splendens (Siamese fighting fish) is the source of this 1207-nucleotide messenger RNA. RefSeq names its product hydroxyacyl-CoA dehydrogenase (gene hadh). Gene Ontology annotation, molecular function: (3S)-3-hydroxyacyl-CoA dehydrogenase (NAD+) activity; NAD+ binding. The record is from RefSeq and is a predicted model, not a curated record. The transcript has 8 exons. Bases 84 to 1013 code for a protein of 309 amino acids. Gene Ontology annotation, biological process: fatty acid beta-oxidation. NCBI's taxonomy places the organism in Eukaryota, Metazoa, Chordata, Actinopteri, Anabantiformes, Osphronemidae. Gene Ontology annotation, cellular component: mitochondrion.
GUCAUCGUGUUCACGUGACCGCUGACUUUAGUGCCCGUUUUCUGUCGUGGGUUCGUGUCCUGAUUUCUGCCGGGCCUGUUAACAUGGCUUUCUACACGCAGCACAUCCGCAGAGGUUUCUGUUCUUCGGCCGUCAGGAGUCUUGCUAUUAAACAUGUAACGAUCAUCGGAAGUGGACAGAUGGGCGCAGGAAUUGCACAAGUUGCUGCAUCAACUGGCCACACAGUGACACUGGUGGACACUUCUGAUGACAUCCUGAAAAAGGCCGUCAAAGGAAUUGAAGGCAGCUUGAAACGAGUGGUCAAAAAGAAGUUUGCUGAUAAGCCAGAGGCAGGUGAAGAGUUCAUCCAGAAAGUCCUGAAGAAUGUAUCUACUUCAACAGAUGACGGAGCUGCAGUUCAGAGCACAGAUCUUGUGUUGGAGGCCAUUGUGGAAAAUCUGAAAAUCAAGCAGGACCUUUUUGGUCGACUUGACAAGAUGGCACCUGCUCACACCAUCUUUGCCAGCAACACGUCCUCUCUUCGCAUCUCUGACAUCGCCAGCUCCACCAGCAGACUGGACAAAUUUGGUGGCCUUCACUUCUUCAAUCCAGUCCCUAUGAUGAAACUUGUAGAGGUCGUUGCAACCUCAGCAACAAGCCAAGAGACUUUUGAUUCUCUCCUGAACUUCAGCAAAGUACUUGGAAAAACAUCAGUGUCCUGCAAGGAUACACCAGGAUUCAUUGUGAAUCGCCUGCUAGUUCCUUACACAAUGGAGGCCAUCCGGUUGCACGAGAGAGGUCAUGGCUCCAAAGAGGACAUUGAUAUUGCCAUGAAGCUUGGUGCUGGUUAUCCCAUGGGGCCUUUUGAGCUAUCGGACUACGUAGGAUUAGACGUAAUAAAAUUCAUUAUGGAUGGUUGGAAUGCGUUGGAGCCUGACAACCCACUGUUUGCACAGAGUGAACUGCUGAACAAGUUGGUGGCACAGGGCAAAUUUGGCCGAAAGACAGGAGAAGGAUUCUACAAGUACAAAUAAUUGUUUCACAGUGAUGCAAGUUUCCAUGGACAAACAUUGUAAUGAAAACGAGCCAUCCAGGAAAGGCUAAUGAGAAACGCGUAAAGUGCCUCUGCCUCCGACAUGAAUGGUUGACUGUUGUCAUUUUUUGAUGGAAGUUGACCAGGUAACAUUUUUUGCGUGUCUGACAAGAUUAAAUAUAAUCAAGUAAAACA